AUGCUGAGACGGGCUCAAAUGGCGACCAACAUUGGGAUGAUGGACAGUGCCUACUUUGUGGGAAGAAACGAGAUUCUGGGUUGGAUCAAUGACCGCCUUCAUCUCAAUCUCUCUCGUAUCGAAGAGUGUCGGUGGCCUCAGACGAUUGGUUCUGAGAAAUGUAGUGUUUAUCUGGCUGCAUCGGGUGCUGUGCAAUGUCAAAUGUUGGACAUGACUUUUCCAGGAGUUGUGCCAAUGCACAAGGUCAAUUUCGAAGCAAAGAACGAGUACGAGAUGAUACAAAACUACAAGGUUAUGCAAGAAGUCUUCACCAAACUGAAAAUCACAAAGCCACUGGAAGUCAACAGGCUUGUCAAAGGACGACCACUAGACAACUUGGAGUUUCUACAAUGGCUGAAACAACGAAGAUCAAGAGGUGGCAGAGAGAAAAGCGUAAAGGGAACGAGUAAGGUCUCAAAGUCAUUGCAAACAAACAAUAUGCAUCAUCCUCCGGUCACUACUUCCAACAAACCACCUGGUCCCAAGCAAGCAAGAUCACAUGCAAUUGGAGGUGGGAGCAACUCAUCAGCCGAAGUGCUAGCUCUGUCGAAGGAGCUUGCAGAUCUCAAGGUCUCAGUCGAUCUCUUGGAAAAAGAAAGAGACUUUUACUUCUCUAAGCUCCGGGAUAUAGAGAUACUCUGUCAGACUCCUGAACUCGACGAUGAUCUUCCGGUAGUGGUAGCUUUUAAGAAGAUAUUAUAUGCAACAGAUGCAAAUGAGUCUGCAUUAGAAGAAGCUCAAGAGUGCCUGAACCAGUCUCUAGGGAUUGAGGCGGAGGAAGAAGAAGAGGAAGAUGCAGAAGAAGCAGAAGCAGAAGAAGAAGCAGAGACCCAGACUUAA
This is a messenger RNA of Thlaspi arvense, 879 nucleotides long. Lineage: Eukaryota; Viridiplantae; Streptophyta; Magnoliopsida; Brassicales; Brassicaceae. The record is from the annotation of a GenBank genome assembly.